UAAAUAGGCCGAUGUGCCCCAGUCAGUGCGUUGUCUGUGCCUGGAGUCGCCAAGAUGCAGAUUCUCCGGAUUGUUCAAGUUGCCUUGCUCGCAGCGGCUGCGAACGGAGCCAAGCUGCCCUCCUUCCCCCCGGUUCUCUCGACGCAAACCUCCUACAACUAUGAACCCCCAAGUGUGCCUUCCGGGCUCUAUGAAACCCCCGUGGCUCCUCCCGAGAACCCCCCAGAGCCCAACAGCCUCUAUGAAGUCCCCGACGACGACGAGGAUGAACCUUCCACCCUUUACGAGACUCCAGGAAUAGUGGUUCCUACUCCUUCAGAACCGGCAGUCCUGUAUGAAAUUCCGGACGAAGAACCAAGGCCCUCGGCUGUGUACCAAAGUCCCAUCGAAGAGGCCCCCGUCCCUGUAAAGCCUGUGAUUAUCUAUCAAGUUCCUCAGGAGGUCACCACUCACGUAGAGCCAUCGCCCAUCUACACGGCCCCGCAGCCUCAGUACAGUCAGCAGACGAUAUUCCCCGGAGCUCCUUCAGCCCCCACUGACUUGUACCAAGCCCCGCAGCCUAGGAAUUUGUAUGAGGUUCCUUCCCAACCUCUCCCGGCGCUCAGUAACUCCUAUGACGCCCCUGCACAACCAGCCCAAGUGCCGAAUACUUUGUACGAAGCUCCUGAGGAUCCAGCCCCCAGUGGCCUAUACGAAGCUCCUGAGGAACCAGUUCCAGCCCCUUCUGGCCUAUAUGAAGCCCCUGAAGAACCAGCCCCAGCCCCCAGUGGACUGUAUGAAGCUCCUGAGGAACCAGCCCCCGCGCCAAGUAACUUGUAUGAAGCACCUGAGGAGCCAGCCCCGACACCAACCAACCUGUAUGAAGCCCCCUCCGAACCAGCCCCCAGUGGCCUGUAUGAAGUGCCUGACGAACCAGCUCCAAGCAACACCUACGGAACUCCCGCCGAACCAGCCCCGGCACCAACCAGUCUCUAUGAAGCCCCAUCAGAACCUGCGCCAGCUCCUAGCAGCUUGUACGAAGCCCCAUCUGAGCCUGCUCCAGCGCCUGCCAAUUUGUAUGAAACUCCUGACGAGCCUGCUCCAACCCCCGUUACACUGUACGAAACGCCCUCUGAACCUGCUCCAGCGCCAACCAAUGUAUAUGAAGCCCCUUCAGAACCUGCCCCAGAGCCAACCAACACAUACGAAGCUCCCGCACCAACCAACACAUACGAAGCCCCCGCACCAACCAACACAUACGAAGCCCCCGCACCAACCACUCUCUACGAGGCCCCCUCUGAGCCAGCCCCCGCGCCAACCGGCCUUUACGAAGCCCCGACAAAGUCAGUCCCAGCGCCGACCAACUUGUACGAAGCUCCCUCGAAGCCUAGUGGGCUCUACGAAGUGCCUUCGAGCGCGAAUGCCCCGGUUCCCUCUGUUGCGAAGCCGAUGAAGGGCAUGCCGUACAACUUCCAGUGGGGGGUGGAGGACGCCGACUCCGGGAACGUGUUCGCGCACCACGAGGACAGCGACGGCAACAGCACGCGCGGACAGUACCGUGUGAACCUCCCCGACGGUCGCGUUCAGGUUGUAACUUUCUACGACAACGGAGAAGGAUUCCACGCCAAUGUGGCCUACGAAUAGAUGUUCUCACGGUCGACCGUUGCCUUCGUCCUCCCAACAGACCUUUAGGAAUAGUUUCUGCAGCAGCAUUUUGUACAAGUGUAUAUGUUAGUUCUAAGUUAUAUGAAUAUAUAUAUAAUCUAUGUAUAUGCAUAUGUAACUUGGAUCACGGUAUUAACGUUCAAGUUAUAAUGUCUUUGUAUUUUUGUAAACAUAUUUGUAGUCGGCAUUUCCGUUACUUUCAACAGGAAGUCAAAAUAAGCGCUUGCACUUUCCUGGUAAAUCAGUCUUGCUUUCCCAUCAACCACAAAUAGGAAUAUAGUGACAAAUUAUUAGUUUCAAAUUAUUUGCAACAAUGAGGGCAAAUGCUCGUAUAGUGCUUUUGCUCUGUAGAAAUUGCAGAACUGUAGUGCAGAAUUGAAAAAAUGAUGAACAUUUUUACGCAUGAUUUUGGUCAUUAUGUGUCCUCAAUUUUCAAUUUAUGUCAGUAGUUGUCAUUCUUAUUCAACGAAUGCUAAAUUGACAAGAAAUAGGUUUAGAAAAGGAGCAGUGACAUGCGUGUGACAUGAUGAUCAAGGGGUUCCUAUUUAUUAAACGAUGUUGAAGUCA
Molecule: messenger RNA, 2211 nt
Organism: Penaeus monodon (black tiger shrimp)
Lineage: Eukaryota; Metazoa; Arthropoda; Malacostraca; Decapoda; Penaeidae
Product: proline-rich extensin-like protein EPR1
Exons: 4
Coding region: 55-1623 (522 amino acids)
Cellular component (GO): extracellular matrix
Source: RefSeq, a predicted model, not a curated record